Rotaria sordida is the source of this 1419-nucleotide messenger RNA. The record is from the annotation of a GenBank genome assembly. Lineage: Eukaryota; Metazoa; Rotifera; Eurotatoria; Philodinida; Philodinidae.
AUGGAUGAAUUAAAUAAAUCAGGUAUGUCUUUAUCAUAUGUACCAAAACCAUUAGAUUUACCAAUAUUAACUAUUGAACAAAAUGCAUCAUCAACAAUGAAUGUUGAACAAGAAGAAAAAGAAAAAGAAGAAGAUUUUAUUAAAAAUAAUUAUGUAAAACGAACAUUAUUAAAUGAAUCUGCAUUACCACCUAUAACAUGGUCAAAUUGGUAUAAAGAAGUUAAUUGGCCACAAGCAACAUUAUUAUGUCUUGAACCUUUUAUUGCAUUAUAUGGACUUUUUACAACAUGUUUUGUAUGGCAAACAGCUGUUUUUACUCUUUUAUGGUAUUUUCUUACUGGUUUUGGUAUAACAGCUGGUUAUCAUCGUUUAUUUGCUCAUCGAGCUUAUGAAGCAACAUUACCUUUACGUUAUAUUUUACUUAUAUUAGGUGCUGGUGCUGUUCAAGGAUCAGCACAAUGGUGGUCACGUGGUCAUCGAGCACAUCAUCGUUAUACAGAUACUGAUCUUGAUCCAUAUAAUGCACAUAAAGGUAUAUUUUAUUCUCAUAUUGGUUGGUUAUUAUUUAAAUCUCGUCGAAAACCUGGUGUUGCUGAUGUUACUGAUUUAAUACAUGAUUCAAGUGUUCAAUGGCAACAUCAAAAUUAUAUAAGUUUAGCAUUUUUAAUGUCAUUUGUUUUACCUACAAUUAUAUGUGGAUUUGGAUGGAAUGAUUAUCGUGGUGGUUAUUUUUUUGCUGGUGUUCUUCGUCUUGUUUUUGUACAUCAUUCAACAUUUUGUGUUAAUUCAUUAGCACAUUAUUUAGGUAAUGCACCAUUUGAUGAUCGACAUACACCACGUGAUCAUUUUAUAACAGCUCUUAUUACACUUGGUGAAGGUUAUCAUAAUUUUCAUCAUGAAUUUCCAUCUGAUUAUCGUAAUGCACUUAAAUGGUUUCAAUAUGAUCCAACAAAAUUAUUAAUAAAAUUUUUUAAAAAAAUUCAUCUUGCUAGUAAUUUAAAAGAAUUUCCUCAUAAUGAAAUACAAAAAGGUCGUUAUUCAAUGACAUGUAAAGCAUUAGAUAAAUUUGGUCAAACUAUAACAUGGCCUAAACAAAAUUCUCAAUUACCUAUUAUUACAUUUGAAGAAUAUCAAGAAUUAUCUAAGAAAAAUGAUGGUCGUGCUUUAAUAUUAAUUGCUGGUUUUAUUCAUGAUGUUAGUCAUUUUAUUGAUUCACAUCCUGGUGGUCGAACUAUAAUUAAAAAUUAUAUUGGUAAAGAUGCAACUGUUCCAUUUUAUGGUGGUAUACAUGAUCAUAAUACAGCUGCACAUAAUAUACUUGCAAUGAUGAAAGUUGCUGUUUGUAAAUAUGGUGGUGAAGUUGAAUAUAUUAAAAGAAAAUUAGGACAUGUUCAAACACCGACACCUAUAUUUGCUUAA